CCCGCCCGAGCAGCAUCAGCAGCAGCAGCCCUGCACGGCUCUCCGUGCACACCGCCGUGUCAAAAGAUAAACCGACAGCAGCAGACCCGGGCACAGCAGAGGUGACAGAUCUAGAUUCAGAUCCAGGUCGCGCCUCUAGCAAUAACCACGGAGCUAUCGUCCAUUCCAUAUUUGCACGGAGGAAGAAAUCUUGCCAAGUAUGAGCCGUUUUUUUUUUUUUUGCCCCUACAAACUCGAGUCUGCUUGGUGUGGCGGUGAGACGAUGACUUUCCCCUCUUCCAGCCUCAUGAUGAGCCUUCUGCUGGAGCACUACUGUAUGCAAACACCCGGGCUGCAAGAAUAAGACUUUAUCGCCGAGUCCUACUCAUCAAGGACAAUAAAAGACACUUUGCUGGUCACUCGGAAAACACACACCACUUGCUGUAAAUCAAGCCAGGAGGAUCGAGUCCAAGUGCAAGACGAAUGGUUUGGGCAUGGUGCCCACGCCCCAGGUGUGCGUAUCAACCCUGGUCACAGUGAGCACGAUGGCAGUGGUGGACCUCUACCUGCUGGAGCAGAGCAUGCUGGGGGCUCAUGGUCUUUCAGGACCCGGUGUCUGGCAGUGUGCAGCAGUGUUGCUAGGUGAUGUGGGCUUCCUGCUCGCGCUGCGGUUUGUGUCGGCUGGCGUAGUGUCAGAGGCACGCUCCCCAAGGCGUGGCUUUGUCAACGCCUUUUGGUUCUUGUUCCUGUCCCUGCUCCAGCUCAAGCUCUUCUUUGUCUGCCAUAACUACAGGCAGGAGCGCCGGCCGCCCGACCCGCUGGCCAGAAAGACCCUGACACUUCUGCUGUCCAUCUGCCUGCCCUCCCUGUUCCUCAUUCUAACAGGAGCCGACCAUAUGACCCCGCAGCGCAGGAAGCAGGAGGUGCGGGGCCGGCUGCUGUGGGUGGUGGUGGAUCUGCUCGAUGUGCUCGACCUGCAAGCAGGGCUGUGGGAAGCCCAAGGAGGGGCUGCAGCAGGGACUGGAGGGAGUGUUGAGCAAAAGCUGCCCAUCUGGGUUGAGGGCCUUGUCUUCUUUUACUGCUACGCCCUCCUGCUGCUGCUGCCAUGCGUGGCCCUCACUGAGCUGGGGGCUACUGGCCUACCAGGACAGAGGGGACCCCAUAAGGAGGCUUUGUACCCUUGGCUCAGUUUGGUCACUAUCAACAUCUUCACCCUGGCCCUGAGGGGCAUGGGCAUGCUGUGGUACAGGGACCCCCGUGUGUCCACCGUGUUCCUGGGGAAGAACCUGCUGGCUCUGGCUGUGAAGCUGAGCUCAGCCUGGGAGAGACACAAGCAGGAGCGUGCUGCAGCGGGAGCUGGGAGUGUGGUUGGAGCAGAACCAGGAGACUCAACCCUGCCAAGCCAGAGCUCAGAGCAGGGAGAGGCCCAGGCUCAGGGGAAAGCUCCUUACUCUCAUUAUCACACACUAUCUCACUCCCAAAGCCACACUCUCUCCCAUGUCAGCUUGGAGCCCACAGAGACGCCCUUCAUCUCCCACGAACUCUAGAGGACGACUCUGAACAUGCACAACUGCAGGCACGCACACCCACAUUCAAACCCCAGACCAGCUAAGCCAGUAUCACAUCCAAACAAAUAACUCGUGAAUGGUGAUGGGCAUAAUCGAGCGCUGUGGAAAAACAUUUGGCAAGCUUGACUCCCUGCAAAUUAUGUUGUGCUAAGAAUAAGUCUAAAAUGCACUUCUGUGAUUUAUGGGAGUGUAUUUUUAAACUGAACACCAUGAACACAUCAAUCAGGUUGUAAAGAAUAUUCUAGAAAUACAUGUUGAAGUGUAGUAGUGUUUUUUUCCUUUUCUUUCUUGGCACAACUGCCACAGUCUGUUGAGUUUUGUCCUUCACUUGAUGGGGUUUGUGGGAAAAAUUAGAUCAACACUCUUCUGCCAUUAGAUGCCAAAAUACAGAGUGUGACCUUUUGGUGUAGAUUUUCUCCGUCAUUUAACAGGGAACUUUCACAGAGAUAAGUUUAAUACAGAGGAGUGAUGAUUUAUUUUUGUUCUUUUACUACCACAGAGGCACAACUUAAAAGCCAUCCAGCAGUAAAACCCACUCUACACUGCACUCUAAUAUUUCAGUGUUGAGUCCAACCCUUUUGGCUUGUGACCCUUUAAAUCAAAGUCUAGUCAUAACCUCGAGUGAUGUGCCCCUUAGAUUUUUUUUUUUCUGAUCUGAAAGGGCUUUUCUGGCCCAAAGAGUUAAAAUUGUUCACAAUAUAAAAAUGCAAAAAUCAAAGAGGAAAAAAUAAACUAUUUGUGUGUCCGUUACGAGGAAAACAAUUAUAUUCCUAAUCUCAUGGCCUCCCAGAUUUAUCUUGCAACUCCCUGGAGGACCACGGUGCCAGAUUUUCACUCCAGCACUGGCAGAUUCCACUCACUCCUCCUCUGGCAGAAAAAGUUAAUCAGAGGAAUCAGUCACUGUGGUGACUGCUUGGAGUGAAAGCCUACAGACUCAUGGGCAUCGUGUUCAGCCCUCCCUGGCUAAAUGUGUUUUUGGUUUUAUGAGAUUUGGUUUAAAUGCAGAAUUUGAUCAUUAACUAAGUGGCUAAAACAUUUUAGUCAAGAUUUCAGAGAUGCGUGUACCUUCACAUAUAUUUCAGGACAACUUUUGAUGUUAAAAACCGUCCAGUAAGAAAUUUGAACAUAACAAAAAUGUGCACAGCACAAGAUGUAAACUAUUUAUAACAGACACGGUUUCCAAAAAUAAAACCUUUUGGUGGUUAGAGAUGAAAGAUGGGCUUGGAGCAUUCUGCAUCAUCUUAAUGUUACCAUAACACAAACUGCAGGUCUAUUUUACUACAUCAUUUACAAAGAUUAAAUACCAAUGUAAGUAAUCCCUUCACUGUUUGAAAACAUUUUGCUGUCUUCUGUCUGUACUUGUCUCAAACUGUCAUUUUAAAAAAGAAAAAAAAAAACCCUGUCCAGUUGUCUGUCACGCCCUGAAAUCCCCUUUUCAUUUUUUAGAUAAAGCUGUUAACCAAUUUGUUAGGAUGUGGGUAUUGUAGUAUUUGGGUGUCAGGGGGUUAUGGGUCCGAGAAGCAGGUGUAGAUGAUGUGCAGUACAGUCACGUGCCUUGUUUCCUCAUGAAGCAUUCAUUAGGCCUUUUCCACUUUAGAAACCUACCGAGUUGUAAUGAAACUUGCACCUCACAUGUGUCGGGUUCUACAUUUGUUUCCACUGCCCUCUUCCCACUUUGGAGAUGAGGUCCUGGAGUUAAAUUUCAGCAGCCCUGAGGAGGUAGUGCUAAAUCAAGUUCUAGGAACUUGUGCCAGCUCACAUGCAGUCACUGUCGCCUGUGAUUGGUUUAAACCUAUGUGCCAUCACGUGUCUUAUAUUAGCGCAGCAUAUAAACAUAAACGCACACCGGUUUAAAGGUAAAACAGGGAUUUCAGUGAGUUGACUGUGGGUGAAGCAGUGAAGAUGUCACACUUCUGCAACUGCAUGUUCUGCUUGUUCAACAGCUGUUUGACUGGCAGAUACUGUAGCAGGCAUGAAGAAGGCCGUGUUCGGACUGAGUUUCAAAGAUGUGAAAGAACGCUGCCCUUUUCGUUCAUUUCAAUAGGAUACUGUGUUCACUGUAGCUGGCCCCAGCACUGCAGGGGCUCCGACAAAAUGACGGUGAUUUUGCAGCAAACGUGAAUGAAGCCAAUCGCUCAUCACAAUGUGGCCAUAUCGUACAUGCCUACAACACUCCCCUUUCCAACCUCUCACCCCCUCACCUACAAUCAUAGCAGGGAGUUGCACUUUACCGCACGCCUGCUAACAAUCACUGCGCACUCUGCCCAGCUGUGUGUGCGAGGAGUGCAGCUCUGCUCACGAGUAAACAGGGACCAACAAGGGGGAUAAUGCAGUGGAAAAGCAAAAUGAAAUGGACCACAUCAGGUGUUCAAGUACCGCUGGGUUAGGGGUAUGUGAAGCUCCAGGUUAUGGCUUGUUAAGCUCCCAUGGUGGAAGAACACUAGAGAGUAUGCGUACCAUGUGGAACUUGGACUUGCGCCAUGUGCAUACUGUGAAGUUAUUCCACAACUGUUGUCAUCUACACCUCCAGGACAGAGUGCGAACUAAUAAAGUGUUUCAUACUCAUCUAGCGUUGACAGUUCAUUGUUAUGUAGAAGAGAUAUUGGCAUCCUGUCUUCCACAUGUAGGGGGAAGAAAACAGGACACGUUAGUCCAAAUUAUUCUAAGCCAAGAGGCCUCAGGGACAAAUAACUGCUUCACACUUUCAAAACCUCCACUAUAUUAAAGUCAAUCAGCUCCCAUUCUGCAGUCACAGGAAAUUGCAUGUUUUUAUGUUUUUCACAUACUGAGCUGGUGAAGUGAAUAGAAAACCCCUCACACAUUCAAAGCAGAAAGGCGUGCUCUUUGCUUCAUGGAGCGGCAUACUGACGAAAGGCCGUCAUUUAUCACAAUUAUGCCAGCGGCUCCACCAGUUUGGAUCCUCUCACAGUAAUCCUUGAGUGUGCUGUCAUGUUGUCUGCUUUUAAUGCUGAAAGAGAGAGAGGUCUUGAUGCAAUGGGCUGUGCAUGUCAAGAGUUGUGGUAAGCGUGUGAUGGUUUUCAGCAUGAACUGGCUCUUUGCUCACAGCAGCUGUGAAUAGACCCGCCUGCCUCUCCUCUGAGCUUUAAUGGUCCUAUUAAUUGAAGUUGAGGCUAUUUUUCAGAAUCCAAGAGCUUAUUCUCACUGCUUUAUGCUAGAUUUACAGGCUGUAUUUACAGGAUGCAUUGAGACUAAUAUACACCACAGCCACACAGAGAAAUUUAUUUCAAGUUUUCGUGGGGAAUUUCUCUCGAGUUCAGAGACUUUUAAGGAAAGACCACUGAGAGUCUGCCAGCGUAGUAGACAGCUCCCAACUCUUGACUACCCUGGUUCUUUCAUCUCCUUCUCCCUCGCUCACUCUACAUUUCAAACACAUGCGUUGUGCGUGUACUCCCUGUCGGGCAACUUCUCACAUUUCCAUUAAACUAAAAGCAGUGACUGCAUAGGCAGCAGCCUCACCAAAUGACUACUUCCUAAAAUAAGUUACACCUGUUAAGGUUUAGAUACAAUGCUCAGCAUCUCCCUCAGCUACAGCUGCCUUUUAUAACAUGCGCCAUACGAAAUGUGCAGGAGCUGCUCUCCUCCUUUCUUUCUCUGGUGCUCUCUCUUCUUCCCAUCCAUUCACUUGUGCUAAUUUCACUCUCACCUAUAAUGAGUCUCCUGUAUCAAAGCUGUCAAUUUCCCUUUUUUGUUUCCGGUUCCUUGUCUUAUUUCUAUCGUUUGUUUAAAUUUCCUUCGCAGCCGACACGCAGCCUACCUCUCUGCACUUCCCCUGUCAAGGGUGGUUAGUCAGAGAUGAGGAAAAAGCGAGGAGGAGAGGCUGGCAAAGAUUAAAGGGCCGGGGCCACUGCCUAAAGCAGAGUAGCUGCCGACUGCCAUUUAUUUACCAUUUGCUACACACUGCGUGAGCUUGACAGAGCACGAGAGCCAGGAGAGGUGGACACGCACAACAUUCUGCACCGACAACAAUCAGAUCUAAAGAGUUCAAAAAGGAGGCGCCUUUAGACAAACAUAUGGCCUUGUUUUGCUUGGCCGAGCACUUGGUCGCAGCCCAUCUCACCUCGUUACCCUUGACACUGCGACAGUUACAGUGUCUACAAGCUCACACCCACCUAGUCUGGCAGAAAGAGCCACAUUUAACAGACAGAUGUCUGAAUCAUUCAUCACAGCACAUGCCAUCAGCACCACAGCUUUAGGAGAGAACUUCAAAGUAUGUUCUAGAAGAAAGAAAUGAUGCAAAAGAAUCUGAGACUCUUAUGAUCUGCAAUGCAAUACUUGAUACAAAUGUAUAUUAAUACUGCCCUCAGAGGUUGGGGUUACCUGCUGCUAAAACUAAAUAAAAAACACACCAGGGUUGAAAGUUAAUUAUGAAACAAAAAUGCCAACUAUCAGCAGACU
Monopterus albus (swamp eel) is the source of this 5963-nucleotide messenger RNA. It is a transcript of the gene tmem265, whose product is annotated as transmembrane protein 265. The record is from RefSeq and is a predicted model, not a curated record. Lineage: Eukaryota; Metazoa; Chordata; Actinopteri; Synbranchiformes; Synbranchidae. The transcript has 2 exons. The coding region runs from base 474 to 1526 and encodes 350 amino acids.